Messenger RNA from Fopius arisanus, 376 nucleotides. Its product is annotated as larval cuticle protein 8-like. Gene Ontology annotation, cellular component: chitin-based extracellular matrix. The record is from RefSeq and is a predicted model, not a curated record. Lineage: Eukaryota; Metazoa; Arthropoda; Insecta; Hymenoptera; Braconidae. The transcript has 2 exons. Gene Ontology annotation, molecular function: structural constituent of chitin-based larval cuticle. The coding region runs from base 32 to 376 and encodes 114 amino acids.
UCAACGGUCUCCUGAAAAAACAAACUCCAAAAUGAAAAUGAUGAUUGUUCUGGUAGCGAUGGUGGCGGUUGCCCUGGCUGCACCAGCCAAGGAACAGAAGGAGGUGAUAGUGGUGAAGGAGACCCUCCACGAGAACAAUGGCCUCCCCGAGGGCUAUCAGUACGGAUAUGAGCUCUCUGACGGCAGCAGCAAGCAGGAGCAGGCACAGUUUGAGGAAGCCGUCGACGAGGAGGGCAAGCCCGUUCAGGCGAUCGUCGUCAGGGGUUCAUACAGCUUCGUCGGGGAGGACGGUGUCACCUACACCAUCAACUACACCGCUGACAGCAACGGAUUCCACCCAGAGGGUGCUCAUCUCCCUGUUGCUCCUGUUGCCUAA